Molecule: messenger RNA, 4111 nt
Organism: Amoebophrya sp. A120
Lineage: Eukaryota; Dinophyceae; Syndiniales; Amoebophryaceae
Source: the annotation of a GenBank genome assembly
UGGCAGCAUGGGAUGCCUCUGAGAAAGUGAAAGAGCUAGCAGCCAUCAAACAAGAAGCGGAGAAGCAACUCGCGGAAAUGCAGAAUAAAACUCCGAACGAACAAGAGUUUCUCGCGGAGAAUCCUGCGCCGGUAUGGGCUACAUUUCUUCAAAUCCCUGAAGAAAGGAUCAUCCGUGAACAAAUUGGAAAUGUAAAGUGUGACUCUGGAAAGCACAGCACGCAGACCCGUGCCUGGGUGGUUCAGAACGAUCGGACCUACAUAGCGUGGUGCCGCGGCCGGCCUGAUCAGAAAGAUUGGAUGAAGAAACUGCUGGCCUACGACGACCUGGCAUCUGGCCGCAAACACUUGACCGCAGUGGUUCUGCUCGAGAAGCGGCAGGAGGCAUUCAGCGAAGCGCAGAAGAUAUGGAAGGCAGAGCGUGCAGAAAUGGCAGAAGCGCUGCGGGCCGAGGCGAAAACAGCUGUUCAAACUGCAGAUGAGAAUUUGAAAACCCAAAAGUGCGCCGAGGCUGAGGCCAAGCGCGCGUUGGAUGCGGCCCAGGAGGCGCUGGAGGCGAGUGUGAUUUCCCAAGAUUUGAAGCGGAAGCGAGAAGACCUGCUAGCGCAGGCUGGUUUAAACGAUUCGCAACUCGAUGCGAUUAGAACGGCGCUGCGGGGACCAGGUGUAACGACUGUGCAAGGUCCCCCGGGGACGGGGAAAACGCGGACAAUCGCGACGCUGGCACAAGUAUGCACCGUACGAAUAUGCUUUGGUCUGGAGAAACGGAGGCUUGAAACUUAGAUCGUUGCUUUUUUUUUUGCCGCAUGCUCGGUGUUUCUUCUUCUUCAGGAAUCUGUGAUGCAUGAUUUUUGAUCACUGAAAGCAAAGCGCGACCCUGGUGUCGUGUGCAAUUCAGACUUCGCUCGAGCGCUGUGCUGUAGAUUGCGUUCCACCACCAGUACUUCAUUUGUGGCUGAGUCUACCAGCAGUGCUGGCACAAAUGAAUUCAACGAUACGACAAGCCUGCGUCUCUACAACUCCAAACCAGACGUUUUUGCAUUGGAUAUCAAGUCCUGCUGGAAGCGGAACCAACCGCUGAGCCGACGCCACCAUCCUCUUCACCGACCCAGGCCUCCGGACCUGGGCUGGUUUCGCCACGCCAAAAGCUCGAUGCGGACGCUGACCGGCCCCCGGGAAUCGGCCGCCUGGCGUCACAGAAAAGUUUCGCGCCGAGACGCGUAGUUUUUACUGCUUCCUCCAAUAAAGCGGUUUUCAAUAUGCUGGAAAAAAUCGCGGAAGAGCAGUCCCGCCUCCCGGACGAUCUUCGCUGCCCCGGGACUAUCGUGCUUGUGGGAGUGGAGGAUAAGGUGCCGGAUCACUUGCGUCCCUACUUCGUGCACACCCGGUUCGGCGACGUUUUCGAGAACACCGCUGGUGUGGAGGUGGAGGCGGUGCAGCGCCUCGUGCGGGACGCGCCGGACUUCUGCAGCAAGUGGGGUCUCACGGAUGACGCCACCAAGUUGCAGACGCUGCGAAAGGACUUCGAAGUUGCGCGUGAGAAGCGCAAAGCGGAGCGGGAAAGGAGGCAGCAACUACAGGAAACAGACAAAGGCAACGCGGCUGGAAAUUCGACCUUGAAAGCGCUCACACUACGGGAGUUUUUGCAGGGAACAAAAAAAGCACAACCAGAUGAUUCCACGCGGCUGCCGGAAAAGCUUGACCUGGAAGACGAGUUGCUUGGUGGCGCUAAUUACAUCUUUUCGACGCUCGCCUGCCUUGGGCGACCGAAGAUUGCGGAAGCCAUAGACGAGAAGAGCGCAUGUUUGAUCUCGCGAAUGGUCAAGAAGGCGAACGCGUUUGCGUUGUCUGGUACCGAGAAGCGCGACGCAGAGGCCGCGAAAGACCUAGCGAUUGUUGUGGACGAGGCGGCGCAGGCUACCGAGGCUGACACGUUCCUGGCGUUGUCGCUGAAGCCCAGCAGGCUUAUCCUGGUCGGGGACCCGCAGCAGCUAUCGGCGACGGUUAUUCACUCUCGCGCUUUGGAGCAGCGGGGCUACGCGCGCAGCCUACAGGAGCGGAUGCAGGCGCUAGCAGAGCAAGGACCUUGCUUCGGCAGCCGACGCCCGGAAGUCUGCUUUUUAGAGACCCAGUACCGAAUGCACCCGGAGAUCUCCGCGUUUCCGAACCUGCAAUACUAUGGUGGCCGCUUACAGGAUGGGACGCAGCCGGACCAGGAAGCGCCGGGGCUGAUGCGUGAGUUUUUCUCCGCUCGCCGGCGUCACGGGCUCUCCUCUGCAGCAAACGAACUGCUGGACAAGUGCGCCGGGCAAGGACAGCGCUACAUCGUGGUCAACCACAGCGGCAAUGAAGAGCACUACGGGGCGAGCUUCAGCGCGCAAAACCCCCGGGAGGCCGAGUUGGUAGCCCGAACCUGUUUCGCAAUAACUCCGGCUGCGUCAGCGGAAAGCUGUGUAGCUCUUACGUUCUACCAGGCGCAGCGACGUUUGUUAGAAAACAAGUUGCAGCGGCUCGCCUCAGACGGUCGGUUUAGUAACAGAAGCGCAAAAGAUAAAGACACCAGCCACAGCUCUGUUGUGCACACCGUUGACAGCUUUCAGGGAAGCGAGUCGGAUGUCGUGCUGUUGAGUUUUGUGCGUAGCACCAGCAAAAGGACGUUUCUGGCGGAGCCCACGCGGUUGAAUGUCGCACUAACGCGGGCGCGGGGUUUCGCCAUAAUUUUCGCCAACGUCGAAAAGCUCCUCGGGGAAAGACCAGGACAAAUCGACAGCGGGAGAAGUCUCCUCGAGACACCAGGGGACGCUGACACCGCUAGUGCUGACCAGGAGAACCAGGUCCGUGCGGUGUUAGAGGAUGCGAAGCGGCGUGGUUUGGUGGUGAGCGAAGCCGUUUGGGAGGAAGUUCUGAAUGACAGACAGAACUAUAAUCGCUUUGACAGACACCAACACGCCGGAAGCCGCGACUUGUAUUCGUCCUCCGGUGCACGAAGUUACAACAACAUUUCGAACCAUUCGCAGUAUGCUGGAACAAGAGGACCAUAUCAACAAGACAAUCUCACUCGGAGCACUUACAACUCUUCGAACAGCAUCAGCAACAAUACGGUUUCCAAAGCUCCGCAGCCAGCACACCACUACAACCAGCACCAGGUACUCCAAUCCAAGGCAAGCGGCCGUAUAAUCGGCAAUGGUCACCAGCAGCCAGCACCUUCUGCUCAAUACCAGCAAGGAGCACCCACCCAGUACGGCUACGGUUUUGGCAACGUGGUCAAUGCUGCUCCGCACGUGGGGUCGUCAUCAAGUGCUUCUUCCAGCAGCGGUUGGCAGCCGGCGCGUGCUGGUCCUCCAACUUCAUACACUGGCCCGCCGGCGGCAGUUGCGGGCGGAAUGAAUGCAGCUUCGUCCUCUUCUUCGUCCUCGCAACACGGGUUGUUCCAAAGCAGCUAUCAGCAUUCAUUCAACCAACAGGUACAGGGCUACAACGCUGGUCGCACCUUCGGGCAACCACAAGUGCUGCAACAGGUCCACCAGCCGCAACAAAACAGCUCCUGCUUCGACAACCGACGCAGUCAGAGCUCCACUUUGUUUUCAUCACACCAGAUGAUUAGCGACACUCACAGAAAUAACGGGAGCCGCUACACGGAUCUUCGUGAUAGGACAGGGUAUAAUUCCUCAAGAGCGCCACCUGCAGGAAGUCAUGACUUCCGGGACGGGCAGCGGAACAGGUCGCGCUCGCGCGGACGGGAUCGUCAAGGUGAGCGCGGGUGGGAAGCCGAUCGAUACAGAAAUCAGAGGAAUUUUGACCACCACAGAGACGACCGCUGGCGAGGACGUUGAGGCCUCUGCUCGUCAUAUUCAUGGAGUUGCGAGAGUGAGUUGAUCGUGGAAUUCGAGUGCUGCAAAAUAUAACGAGUCUCUAGUUUCUCGUUCAUUUUCGCAGGUCCUCGAACUUUCACGGUCGUGAUCCAACAUUGAUUUAACAAAUAACGCGACAGGAGAUUGAUAAACAUCAUGAGCACGGAUCCAGCUAGAGCCGUCAUCAAUCAUGCUGGUCUCCAGAAGAGAUGGGAAAUAAAGUGAAGCGACUGCGAGAAGGCGCUACUUCUUCUGCUGCAU